AGCCCGGGGGGAGACACGGACGAGGCUGCCUUGGGACCCAGGACCCACGACCCCCUCGGGCCCGGCCGCCCGGUAAGAACUGAGGCCGUUACCCGCCCUGCUCCCAUCCCUUCACCGCGGCAUCCCGGGCUCCUCCCUAAGGUCACAUGCUGAAGGGGCCUUGCCAAGAGAUAACUCACCCCUGACGUCUCCACCACCUGAGGGUGAAGGACAGCCUCAGUUCAGAGGCCUUGACCCUGUCCAUGGAUAGAAGAUGCCCUCCAGGAUCCCCUGGCCACCAGUGCCCCUGCUGCUGUUCCUGCUGCUAGCCUUUGGACCCAGAGUGCAGGGCUGCCCUUCUGGUUGCCAGUGCAGCCAGCCACAGACAGUCUUCUGCACUGCCCGCCAAGGAACCACAGUGCCCCAAGAUGUGCCACUUGACACAGUGGGCCUGUAUGUCUUUGAGAAUGGCAUUACUACACUUGAUGCAGACAGCUUUGCCGGCCUGCCAAACCUCCAGCUCCUGGACCUGUCACAGAACCAGAUCACCAGCCUGCCUGGUGGGGUCUUCCAGCCACUUGCCAACCUCAGCAACCUGGAUCUAACUGCCAACAGGCUGCGCGAGAUCACCAAUGAGACCUUCCGAGGCCUGCGGCGCCUUGAGCGUCUCUACCUGGGCAAGAACUGUAUCCGCCACAUCCAGCCUGGUGCCUUUGAUGCACUUGACCGCCUCCUGGAGCUCAAAUUGCAAGACAAUGAACUGCAGCUGCUGCCCCCACUGCGCCUGCCCCGCCUGCUGCUGCUGGACCUUAGCCACAAUAGCCUCCUGGCCCUGGAGCCAGGUGUCCUGGAUACCCCCAAUGUGGAAGCACUGCGGCUAGCUGGCCUGGGGCUGCAGCAGCUAGAUGAGGAGCUCUUCAGUCACCUGCGCAACCUCCAUGAUCUGGAUGUGGCUGACAACCACCUGGAGCAGGUGCCUCCAGUGAUUCGAGGACUGAGGGGCCUGACGCGCCUGAGGCUGGCUGGCAACACCCACAUUGCCCAACUGCGGCCAGAGGACCUGGCUGGCCUGGCCGCCCUGCAGGAGCUGGACCUGAGCAACUUGAACCUGCAGGCCCUGCCAAGCGACCUCUCAGGUCUCUUUCCCCGCCUGCGGCUCCUGGCAGCUGCCCGCAAUCCCUUCAACUGCGUGUGUCCUUUGAGCUGGUUUGGCCCUUGGGUGCGUGAGAGCCAUGUCACACUGGCCAGCCCUGAGGAGACACGUUGCCACUUCCCGCCAAAGAAUGCUGGCCGGCUCCUCCUGGAGCUUGACUAUGCUGACUUUGGCUGCCCAGCCACCACCACCACGGCCACAGCACCCACCACAAGGCCUGCAGCACGGGAGCCCACCCUCUUGCCAUCUAGCUUGGCUCCCACAUGGCUAAGCCCCACAGAGCCAGUCACUGAGGCCCUGAGCCCACCAACCACUGCUCUGCCAACUGUGGGGCCUGCCCCCAAGCCCCAGGACUGCCCACCAUCCAUGUGCCUCAAUGGGGGCACCUGCCACCUGGGGGUGCAAUACCACCUGGAGUGCCUGUGCCCCAAAGGCUUCACGGGCCUAUACUGUGAGAGUCAGGUGGAGCCAGGGCUGUGGCCCAGCCCCACACCAGCCACCCCAAGGCCACCCCAGCCCCCACCCCUUGGCAUUGAGCCAGUGAGCCCCACCUCCUUGCGUGUGGGGUUACAGCGCUACCUGCAGGGUAGCACCGUGCAGCUCAGGAGCCUCCGCCUCACCUACCGGAACCUGUCAGGCCCUGACAAGCGGCUGGUGACACUGCGGCUGCCUGCCUCACUCUCUGAGUACACUGUCACCCAGCUGCGACCCAAUGCCACCUACUCCAUCUGUGUCAUGCCCCUGGGGCCUGGGCGAGUACCUGAGGGUGAGGAGGCCUGCGGGGAGGCACGCACCCCUCCAGCCAUCCGCUCCAACCACGCCCCAGUUACCCAGGCCCGUGAGGGUAACCUCCCGCUCCUCAUCGCACCUGCCCUGGCCGCUGUGCUCCUGGCUGCCCUGGCUGCUGCGGGUGCAGCCUACUGUGUCCGGCGAGGGCGGGCUGUGGCGGCAGCAGCUCAGGACAAAGGAAAGGUGGGGCCAGGAGCUGGGCCCCUGGAGUUGGAGGGGGUGAAGGCCCCUUUGGAGUCAGACCCAAAGGCACCUGAGGGCGGUGGGGAGGCCCUGCCCAGUGGGCCUGAGUGUGAGGUGCCGUUAAUGGGCUACCCAGGGCCCAGCCUCCAGGGGCCUAUGCACUCGAAGCCCUAUGUCUAAGCUAGGGAGACACAAGCAGCUGGGGGCCAGGCUCUCACCAGGGAGCUGGCCAGCGUCCUCCGGCUACCAUGACAAGAAGUUCUCAGUCCCUACAGAGGGACAAGUGCAGGGUGAGACUAAGUAAUGCAACUAGUCCCUGCAACUCUCUGGACCUCAGUCUCCUCAUCUGUGAGAUGCUGUGACCCAGGAAUGCCUGUGAGGAUGGUGUCUGCCCAUCUCUGCGCCAUGUGCCAUCCUGAGUGCAGGUGUGGAGGGCCCUGCCAUGUGCUGGUAACACAGGCCAGGGUCCUGCGGGGUUCCCCCAGCCCAAGGAGACUCUGGGGCCAGUGAAGGAAGACCCCAGAAAGAGAGCAGAGGGGGACGGGGUAUAGGACAGGGCCAUGUGUCUCAAGCCUCAGCCCCAGGAAGCGAAGGAACAGAAGAAACUGGAAAGGAAGAUGCUUUGCUUUGGUUGUUUUGUUUUUAAAAAAUAUAUUUAUAAGAGAUCCUUUCCCAUUUAUUUUGGGAAAGUAUUUUUCAAACUCAGAGAUAAGGACUUUGGUUUUUAUAAGACAAAUGAUGAUAUGAAGGCCUUUUGUAAGAAAAAUAAAAAAUGAAAUGAAA
Molecule: messenger RNA, 2887 nt
Organism: Otolemur garnettii (small-eared galago)
Lineage: Eukaryota; Metazoa; Chordata; Mammalia; Primates; Galagidae
Gene: VASN
Product: vasorin
Exons: 3
Coding region: 254-2284 (676 amino acids)
Cellular component (GO): plasma membrane
Molecular function (GO): protein binding
Source: RefSeq, a predicted model, not a curated record